This is a messenger RNA of Mytilinidion resinicola, 1236 nucleotides long. RefSeq lists its product as uncharacterized. NCBI's taxonomy places the organism in Eukaryota, Fungi, Ascomycota, Dothideomycetes, Mytilinidiales, Mytilinidiaceae. The transcript is spliced from 3 exons. The record is from RefSeq and is a predicted model, not a curated record. Bases 1 to 1236 code for a protein of 411 amino acids.
AUGCCAGCCCUUGUCCAUCAUCUUCUGGGCCAGCGACUGUGCAGCGGGGAGCAGCCGGUGGCCUCUGCCGGCAAACGCGUGAUGAUUUGCGCUGCACCGCUGCGAGUCAAACCGCGCCAGGGAAAAGCAAAAGUGCUUCUUCCUCUUAGACCCCCCGCGCCGGGGCCACCUCUGUCCAUCAACCAGCCCUCGCCAGAGCGCUUCAGGCAGGACGGCCAAGGCAGGCAGCUCGAGGCGGCCCCAGUUCGAGCGUCCAGCCAGGCUAAAUGGCCGCCGCCCCGAUCCAACAACGCCAGCGCAGGACGCUGGGAUGGCGACGACGAACGGGAUGCGCGCACGGCAGGCCGUGCAGGGAGCGGCCGCGGAGCAUCUUGCUCAUUCGCUGACGAGGGAGAUGGUGGAGUUGAGGGCAGAGCAGCCCUUGAUCGUCGCCGUGGCUCGCCGUCAGCCAACGGAGGGCGUCCGCCAGCGCUCUCCCGGCGCGGCUGGGACGAGGCCGUGGGAGGCUGGUGCGACGUGGAGACUCGAGAGCAGAUGAAGAGCGGGUGCGACUUGCUUGUCAGCGUGCGAGCAGAUGAUACGGCUUCGUGGAGACCUCCAGCGUGUCCUCAGGCGUCGCGACUCCACCUCGGCUGGGCCGCCAAUUGCUCUCCAGGCAUGGAUGCUUCGACGACGUGCUUGCCAAACGUGCCGACUGUACCACGGGCAUGGAGUUGGACGUGGGCGCCCGCGCGGCGUGGUUGGCUCGUCGUCUUGCGGUGUGAGCGAUGUGCUGGCGGCGCUAGGCCCGAUGCGGCGCCAGGCCUUCACUGUCACGCCGCUGAGGUCAAGCCGGUCGCUCAACACCUUCUUGCGAAUCGACGGAGGGCCCCUCGACAUUCGAUUGUCGUCGGCCAGGCCACAACCACCGCCCCGGGUCCUGGACGGCUGGAGACACAAGCCGCGAGGCCUGCGCAGCUGAAACCGGCCAGCGAGCACGAGCCUCGUCGUCUGCCACCGCUCCGCAUCACGGGUUUUCCACGGGGUCGAGCUGCUGGUGUGCCUGCACAUGCGAACCGCCCAUCCUUUGCCCAGCCACAGCAGCCGGCUGCCUCUGCCCGCCAGCCUGGCACUUGUUUCGACGUCGUCGCUGCCCUCACGCCGACGACAGUUGCUGCUGGGAGCGCUGCUGGGCCCUGUGAGACGUGGCCACCACGCCACGGCCGCUGGACAAUGGGCAUUCUGCUCUCGCGGUGA